This is a messenger RNA of Meriones unguiculatus (Mongolian gerbil), 1983 nucleotides long. It is a transcript of the gene Siglec15, whose product is annotated as sialic acid binding Ig like lectin 15. The coding region runs from base 1 to 1026 and encodes 341 amino acids. The record is from RefSeq and is a predicted model, not a curated record. Gene Ontology annotation, cellular component: plasma membrane. Lineage: Eukaryota; Metazoa; Chordata; Mammalia; Rodentia; Muridae. The transcript has 6 exons. Gene Ontology annotation, biological process: regulation of actin cytoskeleton organization; regulation of osteoclast development; regulation of bone resorption.
AUGGAAGGGUCCCUCCAAUUCCUGGCCUGCUUGGCAUGUGUCCUCCAGAUGGGAUCACUUGUGAAAACUAGAAGAGACACUCUGGGGAAUGUGCUCAACACAGAGGCGCACAGCGCUCCAGCGCAGCGCUGGUCCAUGCAGGUGCCUGCGGAGGUGAGCGCGGAGGCGGGCGACGCGGCGAUGCUGCCCUGCACCUUCACGCACCCGCACCGCCACUACGACGGGCCGCUGACCGCCAUCUGGCGCGCGGGCGAGCCCUACGCCGGCCCGCAGGUGUUCCGGUGCACCGCGGCGCCCGGCAGCGAGCUGUGCCAGACGGCGCUGAGCCUGCACGGCCGCUUCCGCCUGCUGGGCAACCCGCGCCACAACGACCUGUCACUGCGCGUCGAGCGCCUUGCCCUGGCAGACAGUGGCCGCUACUUCUGCCGCGUGGAGUUCACCGGCGACGCCCACGACCGCUAUGAGAGUCGUCACGGGGUCCGGCUGCGCGUGACCGCCGCGCCGCGGAUCGUCAACAUCUCGGUGCUGCCCGGCCCCGCGCACGCCUUCCGCGCGCUCUGCACCGCCGAGGGGGAGCCCCCGCCUGCCCUUGCCUGGUCGGGCCCGGCCCUGGGCAACAGCUCGACCGCGGUGCGGGGCCAGAGUCAUGGCUACCAGGUGACCGCCGAGUUGCCCGCGCUGACCCGCGAUGGCCGCUACACGUGCACGGCGGCCAAUAGUCUGGGCCGCGCGGAGGCCAGCGUCUACCUGUUCCACUUCCACAGCGUCCCCGGAACCUCGACCCUGGCGCUCCUGCUGGGCGCUCUGGGCCUCAAGGCGCUGCUGCUGCUGGGUGUUCUGGGUGCGCGGGCCACCCGCCGCCGCUUAGAUCACCUGGUCACCCAGGACACCCCUCCAAGGUCUCAGGCUCAGGAGUCCAGUUACGAAAAUUUGAGCCAGGUGAAUCCUGCAGGCCACCAGCUGCCACGUGUUUGCUGUGGGGAACUCCUUAGCCAUCAUCAUCCAGUCAUUCACCAUGAGAAAUGAAGGACAGUACCAGGUUAGGCCUGUACAGCUCCUAAUUCCCAGGUUCCUUGGCAGCUGUGGAUUAGGCAAUGUCCGAGGGGCCCAGGACCCUGCUCACAGAGGCUCAGAGCCCUGUGGAAUUAUGCCAGUGGGACAGCAAUCUGGAUGUCUAUGUGUGCCCACAUGAGCAUCAGCAUGAAACUUCUGGAAAAACACCCCUUGUUUUUUCUUACUUAGAACUACAUAGUAAAGCAGACGGGAAACUAGCCAUAAGGUCUGGAGCUCCAGGCUCCAGCCCGCCCUGGCACCAACUUGCAUUUUGGACCAGGACGCUUCCUUCACCUCUCUGGGGCUGAGCUUCUCAUUCACUAGCCAGUCAGUCUGGAGCUAUGGAAACAAUAGUUCUGAAAGGGGCUGCAUAAACUACAACUCUGUCUCAGAGGUGGGCCUCCGGACAUGCAGAAUUCUCAGGUAAGCGUGGCACCGCCCAGCCUUGUGGAGGGCCCCAGAGAACAGCCUGGGGCUGGAGCUGUGCGAACCAGCCAGAGGAACGGUAAACCCUGAAAACUUGACAGCAGGAAGAGGCCUGGGACCCCCUGCCUCCUCUGAUCUCUACAGUGCUGGCCCAGCCCUCUGCCCACCAGUGAGCACAUCAGCUCUGAGCUGGGCCCCACAGAGAGAAGAGCGAAGACCCGCAGUCUCAAAGCAUCUGAAAGCCGUAUGUCAAGAACUGGGAGACCUGAAGGGGCCAGGGUCCCAGUGACUAAGGCAGCUGUAGCUCUGACCUCUCUCCACAGUGUACACCCUCCUAGGAUGUGCAAAAUCUAGGAGCACUGGCAAUUUCUCCCAACAUGCCCCAGCCCAGCCAGGCUGAUUUCAAGAACGGUGCUUUCCUUAUUUACACUUUGGUGUACAAUUGUUGAUCCCAUUAAAGAAGGAGAGAGGUGUACUUGAAACCAAGUAACCUAUGAGACAGAA